Messenger RNA from Pleurotus ostreatus (oyster mushroom), 306 nucleotides. RefSeq names its product glutaredoxin. Gene Ontology annotation, molecular function: glutathione disulfide oxidoreductase activity. Gene Ontology annotation, biological process: cellular response to oxidative stress. The coding region runs from base 1 to 306 and encodes 101 amino acids. NCBI's taxonomy places the organism in Eukaryota, Fungi, Basidiomycota, Agaricomycetes, Agaricales, Pleurotaceae. The record is from RefSeq and is a predicted model, not a curated record. Gene Ontology annotation, cellular component: cytoplasm. The transcript is spliced from 5 exons.
AUGUCUGCCAAGUCUCUUGUGGAAGAUGCCAUCGCCGGGCACACAGUGGCAAUCUUCUCCAAAUCGUACUGCCCGUACUGCAAGCGAGCCAAGCAGCUUUUCGCGAGCAACUACGCCGACGUCGAUACCAUCAUAUACGAGCUAGACGAUCGCGACGACGGAGCUCAGAUACAAGACUAUCUUGCAGAGAAGACCGGACAACGAACCGUACCUAACAUCUUCGUCAACCAGAAACAUGUUGGAGGGAGCUCCGAUGUCGCUGCCUUACAGGACAAGGGCGAGCUCAAGGCGUUGAUUACCGCGUAA